This is a messenger RNA of Camelina sativa (false flax), 1880 nucleotides long. RefSeq names its product plant intracellular Ras-group-related LRR protein 1. The record is from RefSeq and is a predicted model, not a curated record. Gene Ontology annotation, cellular component: cytoplasm. Lineage: Eukaryota; Viridiplantae; Streptophyta; Magnoliopsida; Brassicales; Brassicaceae. Gene Ontology annotation, molecular function: protein binding.
ACUUAUUCUUCUUCUUCUUCUUCUUCCACAAUUUUCCCAAUAUUGUCACAGCCCUCAAAGCUCUCAUCAACAAUGGCGACGGAACUCAACCAUAAGAAUUUCCCUGUUCUCUCUUACGUACUGGAUCGUAUCCCUUCCCUCACCGCAAAAUCUUCUCCCGAUGUCGACCGAUCAUCGUCUUCAGCUUCCUCCUCCAAAUCCGAUCCCUCUUCUUCCUCAUCUGCAAGCCACUCCAUCGAGAUCGUGACUCAGAUGCCUCACUUGGCUCAUCCCGAUGUUCUUGCCUCCAUGACUAACGCUAUAGCCGACGUCUCUCAGACCCGAUCCGUUCUUCGAACCCUAGGACCUAGACCCGAUCACGAAACCGUCGACAAAGCUCGUGCAAGGCUCGUUGAGAUCGACGCUUCUUUGUCUGAAUCUUUCGAGGAGAUCGCUCUCUCCCCGAAAGAUAGUGACGUGGCGGAGAAGGAACAGAAGAGGAGAGAAGCUGUGGAAGUAGAGAAGACUUGGUAUAACUCGAUCUUGAAGCUUAACGAGCUUCAUGAAUCUUACGAGAAGCUUUUGAAAGAAGCUGAGGAGAGGCUCGUGAGGAUCUACGAGUCCGCGGAGAAGAAUGCUGCGGCGGUGGCUGAGGAAGAAGCUGCGGAGGUUGAAGUCAAUGAAGAGGUUGUGAGUAUAUUGCAACAAGCUGCUUCUGAGAAUCCAAUUGACCGAGUUGAUUUGUCUGGUCGGAAACUGAAACUGCUCCCUGAAGCAUUUGGAAAGAUUCAAGGUCUCCUUGUUCUCAAUCUCUAUAACAAUCAGCUUGUGGCCAUUCCUGAUUCGAUAGCCGGGUUGCAAAACCUUCUUGAACUCGAUGUUUCCACGAAUUUUCUGGAGACAUUACCUGACUCGAUCGGUUUGUUGUCUAAAUUGAAGAUUUUGAAUGUCUCUUGUAACAAACUCACAACUUUACCAGAUUCCAUCUGCCAUUGUGGAUCGUUGGUUGUCUUGGACGCGAGCUACAACAAUCUUACCUACUUACCAACAAACAUUGGAUUCGAGCUAGUGAAACUAGAGAAGCUCUUGAUCCAUCUCAACAAAAUCAGAUCCAUACCAACUUCUAUUGGCGAAAUGAGAUCCUUGCGUUACCUUGAUGCGCACUUUAAUGAACUCAACGGUCUUCCAAGUUCUUUCGGGAUGCUCACAAACCUUGAGUACCUUAACCUGAGCAGUAACUUCAGCGAUCUCCAAGAUCUCCCUGCUUCAUUCGGGGAUCUAAUAAGCCUCCAAGAACUUGACUUGAGUAACAACCAAAUCCAUUCUCUUCCAGACGCUUUUGGCACGCUUGUGAACCUGACCAAACUGAACUUGGACCAAAACCCGCUCGUGGUUCCGCCUCAGGAAGUGGUGAAACAAGGCGUGGAUGCAGUUAAAAUGUAUAUGGGUAAGAGAUGGGUCAGUAUGUUGGAAGAGGAGGAGAAGAUGGCUAAUCUGAAGGAUGAGAUGGAUCAGACAAACGCGGAUUGGCUCACCCGUACCACCUCUAAGCUGAAAACGUAUGUUACCGAGGUUUCGGACUAUCUUGGCUCGACUUCGCCUAAAGAUCCUUACCUUGACCAGCAGCUGUGAAUUGUGGCUUUUCUUGUUGAUGUCUGAAGAAACAGUUUCCAAGAAGCUCCACUUCAGGUUUUGAGUUGUCCUUCCCCUGCUGCACUGUUUCGGUAUAUAGAUUUUGCUCUUUAGUUUGUUUCUGAUUUUUUAUGUUAUUAUUUUUAUAUUUCUCAUAACAUUUCAUUUAUUUGUUUACUAUAUUUUCUUCUUAUAAAAUGGUAAACAGUUUCUCUUUUUUAUGUAUGCUCUUCAACAACUUUGAGCGAUGAAAACAUAAUUUUUUGUAA